AAGUCUGUGAUCACUUGCAAAGAAAGAGUACAGUGUAAUAAUAUACGGAAAAUCACUUGAUUUGGUUGCAGACAAGAAGAGUUUGUUAUUAGAUAUUAAUUAAAAUGCCAAAUGACGUCGAAGCUACUUUCCUAGAAGAACAGGAUGAUAGCGAUAGAACGGCUAUCAGAGCGGAAUUAUCUUCUUUGUCUUUCGAGGAACUUCAAAAAUUAAAACAAAGAAUUGGUGCAAAGGUUUAUAAUGAAGCUCUUUUUGGCAAAAAGGAUACAAAUCUGGACCACAAACCCAAAGUUUUCAAAAGGGAAAACAAAAAUCGUCCAAGGGAGAUAAGUUCGAAAAAGCAUGUUCCAUUUUUAUUUGAUGCACCCUCUGUCAGAAAAAAAGAAAUAAGGGAUCCUAGAUUUGAUCCACUUUGUGGAGAAUUUGAUAAAAAGAAAUUUUCUGAAGACUACAAUUUUUUGUCUGACAUUCGUAUGAAAGAUAUUAAAGCAAUUCGGGCAGAACUCAAAGAAACUACUGACCCGGAAAGGGAAAAGAAGCUUCGAAGAUUAUUGCAGCGGUUGAAUGAUCAACAUAAAGUUAACAAGAAGAAAAUUUUGGAAACUCAAUCAAAUUUAAAGAAUAAAGAUCAAUCAAAUGAUGGAAAACAGCCCCAUUUCAAAAACAAGUCUGAAAUGAGAGUUGAAGCCCUAGUUAAGCAGUAUGAAGAAUUGAAGAAGGAAGGUUCUGGUCGCAUUCAAAGACAUCUCAAACGUAGACAGCAGAAAGUAAAAAAACGUUCUCAUAAAGUUCCUACUGGUGUUAGUUAAAAUAAGUAAAAUUUAUUUUAUGU
Molecule: messenger RNA, 832 nt
Organism: Diatraea saccharalis (sugarcane borer)
Lineage: Eukaryota; Metazoa; Arthropoda; Insecta; Lepidoptera; Crambidae
Source: the annotation of a GenBank genome assembly